Molecule: messenger RNA, 1839 nt
Organism: Andrographis paniculata
Lineage: Eukaryota; Viridiplantae; Streptophyta; Magnoliopsida; Lamiales; Acanthaceae
Exons: 3
Coding region: 457-1554 (365 amino acids)
Cellular component (GO): cytoplasm
Molecular function (GO): flavin adenine dinucleotide binding; electron-transferring-flavoprotein dehydrogenase activity
Source: RefSeq, a predicted model, not a curated record
ACGCUUGUACGUUCAUACAAAUCAUAUCUUGUCUCUACAUCACAGAGGAAAUAAAGAGAAACUUUUGAAGAGGUUGUGUUUACCAAUUUCAUUACCCACCCGACCCGACCUGCAGGCCGCAACUAGUCGUGCCGUGCGUUUGUUUUAUAGUCUAUACUAUAUCCCCUCCCUCUUCUAUAGUCUCGUGCUGCUGCCGUCGCCUGGGUUCUGGAAGAAGGAGACAGCAAGGAGUUAACCAUCGCGCUAUCCCAUACCCGCUUGCUUGCAUUUCACUCAAUUCAUUAUAUAUAUCAAUCAGAAGAUCUACAUUCCUCAAGCAUAUAUUGGCUUGCCUGAAAGUUGCGGGCUUUUCAUAUCGUACUUAGUUUUCUCUGCCGCUUUUUCAUCUUUUCCCUUCCCUAUUUCACUUCCUUCGUAAUCUCUUCUCCCAAAUCUGUCGGGGCCGGGUUCUUGGCCAUGGAGUCACAAGGGUUGAUCGCCGGAAAGAAGAGGGUGGUGGUGGUUGGCGGCGGCAUCGCCGGCUCACUCCUGGCCCGAAACCUUCAAGACCACGCCGACGUCUGUCUCAUUGAUGAAAAGGAAUAUUUUGAGAUCAGUUGGGCGAACUUGAGAUCAAAAGUUGAGCCAUCAUUCGCACAAAGAGCUGUCAUCAAGCAUGAGGAGUACCUGCCUAAUGCUCGUAUCAUUGCAUCAGCUGCAACUGACAUCACUGCAAAGGAAGUUUUGACGGCACAAGGCCAUCAAAUUUCAUAUGAUUAUCUUGUCGUUGCUACUGGUCAUGUGAAUGCCGGUGCAGACACAAAAGAUGAGAGGCUUAGACAGUUUCAAGCAGAUUAUGAGGAGAUAAAAUCUGCGAAUUCAAUUUUGAUUGUAGGAGGGGGGCCAACCGGCGUGGAGCUAGCAGCAGAGAUUGCUGUUGACUUCCCAACCAAGAAGGUAGUGCUGGUACAUCGGGGGCCGAGGUUACUGGAAUUCGUUAAUGAAAAGGCUGGGAAGAAAGCGCUGGAUUGGUUGAGCUCGAAGAACGUGGAAGUGAUCUUGAAUCAGUCGGUGAAGUUGACCUCUGAAGCAAAUGCAAAUGGUGGUGGUGCUUAUGAGACAUCUGGUGGAGAGACCAUCAUGGCCGAUUGCCAUUUCCUCUGCACCGGCAUACCGAUGGGGUCAUCGUGGUUAAGGGGAACUGUGUUGAAGGACAGCUUGGAUGCUCAUGGAAGGAUAAUGGUGGAUAAGACACUAAGGGUGAAGGGGUACAGUAACAUAUUUGCCAUCGGGGAUAUCACAGACAUUCCGGAGCUGAAACAGGGGUAUUUGGCGGAGUCGCAUGCCCAAGUGGCUGCCAAGAAUCUGAAGGCGUUGAUGAGGGGUGAGACUGAGAGCAAGCUGGCGACAUACAAGCGGGCGUCGGCAGCAAUGGCAUUGGUGUCGCUGGGGAGGAGAGAAGGAUUGCUGCACGUGAUGUGCAUAACCACAUUGGGCCGCGUCCCUGGCAUGAUAAAGUCAGGGGACUUGUUUGUGAGCAAGACGAGGAAGGGGCGCGGCCUCAAGGCCAAGUGAAAAGAUAGAACCAAGCAAGCUUCUCAGUCCAACUUCCCCUCCCUCGAGUUUCAGUCUUAAUAAUCCAACCCAUUGUUGUUUGCCUUCGUUGAUUUGAUUUGUCUCUGAUGGGAUAACACGUGCCUGCGUAUUUUAUACUAAAAUUUCUGACUUGGCAGCGCCCCCAAACGUAGAUCAUUGUGAUCGAACUGGGUUACCAUAUUCUUGUGUUCAUUUGUCUUUGUUGUCUCAUCUUGAUUUCCUGGAAAUUUCCGUAACAAGUGGUAUCAGAGCCUAGUUCGUUGA